Messenger RNA from Wasmannia auropunctata (little fire ant), 1599 nucleotides. RefSeq names its product dehydrodolichyl diphosphate syntase complex subunit DHDDS (gene Dhdds). The coding region runs from base 661 to 1548 and encodes 295 amino acids. Gene Ontology annotation, molecular function: ditrans,polycis-polyprenyl diphosphate synthase [(2E,6E)-farnesyl diphosphate specific] activity. Gene Ontology annotation, biological process: polyprenol biosynthetic process. The record is from RefSeq and is a predicted model, not a curated record. The transcript is spliced from 5 exons. NCBI's taxonomy places the organism in Eukaryota, Metazoa, Arthropoda, Insecta, Hymenoptera, Formicidae. Gene Ontology annotation, cellular component: dehydrodolichyl diphosphate synthase complex; endoplasmic reticulum.
GUGCUGCAACUCACUUCACGUGAACGUGAGUUCAUCGCUGACAUGGCGGACCGCGAUGGACGAACGGGAGGAUGGGGCGUCGCGAGGGAUCGCAUUCCUCGCAUGCUCGCGCGUAUGUCGUAUACGUGUUGAAUGUCGGCGACGCUGGGGCAAUCAUUGAUGCUCGAUUCAGAUUUGACGACGCGAGAGAAAAUGCCCGUCCACAAAUAUUACGAUAUAGUUUCUUUGGGCUUUAGAUGAGAGAGAAAGAGAGAAAACAAGAGUGAAGAAAGACAGAGUCCGCAAAUAAGUUGUGGCCGCCCACUCUUGUCGGCGUUUCGUUAAGAGGCGGCAGCGAGGACAGCCUCGAGGAUAACCUAACGUAUCGUCGAAAUUAUGUUUGCGAUGCAUAGAUAACACGUAUAAUGACAACUGCGAAGACAACGCGGAAGCUAAGGCACAAUUUAUUGUAAUAGUUUCAUUUACGUUACGAAGGUUACACGAUGACUGGCAGCUGAUAAUUGUCACUAUCGCGAUCGAGUGCUGUAAAUACGUGGUGCGCGCUCGCCGUCGAGUAUAUUGACUGCUACUGGACAGCGAACGGAAACGUUUCGACGAGGAAUCAGUUAAGGGGUAAAUUGUACAUUUUUGCACGUCCGUACGUGAAAUUCGGAGUAAACGAUGUCCUGGAUAUGCGAACGCACCACGAACUGGUUUCAAACCCUGGCUUUAAGGAUCCUAAAGACCGGCAGGGUGCCCAGACACGUGGCGUUUAUCAUGGACGGUAAUAGACGUUACGCGAAUAAGCAGAAAAUGAGAAAAGGGGAGGGACAUUCAAAAGGGUUUGAAAAAAUGUCGGAGACGUUGAACUGGUGCAUGGAUCUUGGUGUUGAAGAGGUCACAGUUUACGCUUUUAGCAUAGAGAACUUCAAACGUAGCAAAGAGGAAGUUGAUGAUAUCAUGGACCUUGCCAGACAGAAGUUCAAGCGUCUCCUAGAAGAGAAGGACAAAUUGAUGGAAGUUGGAGUAUGCAUUCGCGUGUACGGCAAUAUGUCCAGGCUUCCAGAAGAUUUACGCCAAUUAAUUGCUGAAGCUAUGGUCGUUACUAGAGAAAAUAACAGAGCAGUUUUAAAUCUUGCUUUCCCUUAUACAUCAAGGGAUGAAAUUACUCAUGCAAUUAAGGAUAUAGCCAAGGGUGUAAAGCAUAAUGAUAUCUUACCAGAAGAUAUUGAUGAAGAUUUGAUUACUGACUGUUUGUACACCUACAAAUCUUCAAAUCCAGAUUUAUUAAUUCGUACUUCCGGAGAGACUCGAAUUAGCGACUUCCUCAUGUGGCAAAUUUCCAACACUUGCAUCUACUUUACCGAAGUAUUGUGGCCUGAAUUCAGUUUAUGGGAUUUUCUCAGUGCAAUUUUUUAUUAUCAGAAAUGUUAUCCUGAUUUGCAAAAAAUAAGAAACAAUUUAAAACCAAUUGUACAUAACAGUAAAGUAUCCACGUUUGUUGACAAAUUGCACAACGAACGCGACAUUAUGAUAGAAAAAAUGUAUCUAUCAGCAGUUCAAUCUUAGAAACAAUUGAAUUAUUCCAAUAAGUAUAAGUGUCAGUGAACAUGCUGAAAA